Messenger RNA from Cherax quadricarinatus, 1702 nucleotides. The record is from RefSeq and is a predicted model, not a curated record. NCBI's taxonomy places the organism in Eukaryota, Metazoa, Arthropoda, Malacostraca, Decapoda, Parastacidae.
AUUGCAUCAUCUCUUGUAUAUAAAAAAAGCAUUUACAUACUGAGUUAUAAUACCUCACUUGAAGAAUGUUUAUCAAAGAAUAGUAAAAUUAAAUUAAUUUGCUUUUGUGUCCACAGGUUCCUACACUUCUUCAAAUCUCCCAGCAGUGAUCAACAGUAUUUAAUCUUGACAACUGCUCGCAAACACCUGGGUGCUGGUGGUAAUAAGAGAGUGUCUUACACUCUACCACCACUUGUGUUCCAGGCUUAUCAACUGGCUUUUAAAUAUCACACAGAGAGAGAAGAGGAUGAUAAGUGGAGCAAAAAAGUUCACAAGAUCUUCCAGUUUUGCCACCAGACCAUCACAGCACUUGUCAAGGCAGAGUAUGCAGAGCUGCCACUCAGACUUUUCUUGCAAGGGGCUCUUGCCAUUGACAACAUUGAAUUUGAAAACCACGAGACAGUUGCUUAUGAGUUUAUGUCUCAGGCAUUCUCCCUUUAUGAAGAUGAGAUCAGUGAUAGCAAAGCUCAGCUGGCAGCCAUGACACUGAUAAUGGGUACAUUCCAGCAGACAACAUGUUUCAGUGAAGAAAAUCACGAACCUUUAAGAACGCAGUGCGCUCUGGCAGCUUCUAAACUGCUGAAGAAGCCAGAUCAGGCACGGGGAGUCACAACAUGCUCACACCUCUUCUGGUCAGCGCGAUCACAGCACACCAACAAGGAAGAGCUGCGUGAUGAGAAACGUGUUCUAGAAUGCUUAAAGAAAGCUGUUCGCAUUGCUAACCAGUGUAUGGAUCCUUCUACACAGAUUCAACUUUUUGUUGAGCUCUUGAAUCACUACAUUUAUUUCUAUGAGAAAGGAAAUUCACAGGUAACUGUGACAAUGCUUAACCAGCUAACUAGCAAAGUGAAGGAAGAUCUUGCAAACUUGGAGACGACUGAAGAAACAGAUCAAAUUUCAAGGCACCUAACUAACACACUGACUCAUCUUCGACUCAGACUACAAGAGCCACCAAGUGAUGGACCUAGCUAUGAAGGUCUACAAGUGUAAGCUGCAAGUUGCCACUUCUUUGGAUUCCCCAAAGUUAUAUAUGUUCACUACUGUGUGUGCCACAUAACAAGCACUGUAGUCCAAAGUUUAGUAACAUGUAAAUAACAAUAGAUUCAUAAAACUAUAAUGCAUUCAAGAUAAAGCAUGAUUGUUGUCACAUCUCACUGGUUCAAGUAGCAUGUUGUUAUUAAGGUAAAGAUUUAUUUGCUAAACUUGUAGAUAUGAAUAUAUUAUUUUCUUGAAUACACUCACAACUGAUAUCUUCUAGACUAAGACACUAGAAUGGUAACUCAUCUAUAUCUGAGAUAUCUUCUAAGAUGAAGUUUUGAAACAGAUUCAUGCAUUUUCUUUGCCAAAAGACUGUUACUUUUUUUUUAAAGGAUUAUAUUUAGGUACUUUUAGUAAAAAAUAACACCGACAUUUAAAAAUUGUUAAUAUUUUUCUUCUAAAUUAUCUAAAUAAUUCAGACUACCAUUUUUGUAAUACUCACAACUGUUUAUGAUUUAAAGUUUGAACUCUAAGCCAUUAUAAUUUUUGUGAGAAGAAUUUUGAGAAAUAAUAAGUACUGUACUAAGAUUUAUAACUGCACUAUUGCUGUGUAAAAUAUUUUGAGCAAUAUAUUGUAUACCAAAAUUUAUUUUAAUACUGUUUCAAAUAUACUAACAGAAAUAUU